Molecule: messenger RNA, 1797 nt
Organism: Bacillus rossius redtenbacheri
Lineage: Eukaryota; Metazoa; Arthropoda; Insecta; Phasmatodea; Bacillidae
Exons: 2
Coding region: 331-1644 (437 amino acids)
Source: RefSeq, a predicted model, not a curated record
GAUGGUUGGUUAUAUUAGGUAAGUAUAGCUACAUUAAAAAUACUGUAAAAUCAUUUUAUGGUUGCUUAGCAAAUAACUUUUUAAUAUGUAGCUAUCCAGGGCUAGGAAACCGUUUACAUGAUUUCACAGUAUCUUUAAUGUAGCUAUCCUUACCAAAUAAUCCAUCCACAAUGUUUUAAAGUAUUUAUAAUGGAGCUAACCUAACCUAAUUGACCAUUAGUUAUCAUGAGUUGUAAUUUAUUUACAAUGAACCAAAAAAAACCGAAUAUGCACGAUCGGGAGUUCGGCUCUCUCGUUUGUUGAAAGAAGGCUUGCCAACGACCAGUGAUCAUGGAUGGGGUGUGGCAGCUCGCUGUGUCCCUGUUGCUGGUUCGAGGAGGCUCCGGUGACCUCACUAUUCUGCAAAGCUUGGUGUCCAAUCAUGUGGCAUCUGGAAUGUCGGAGACUACGCCCCUCGGUGACAUCACAGUCACAGUCGACGAGUGGAGCUUGAUGAUCCUGACACACCUGAGACUCUCAUUGACACUGGAUACUCAUCAUUUGCAAGUCUGCCCGGACUUCAACUCCUCCAUCCUUGGCUUUUCCCUGAAAGGGGGUUCCAUGAAGUUUGUUGGUGACUUCAAGCUGCGCAACGCGACCUCAUUCCUGUCCAAGGGGAGACUUGAUGUUUCUCUGACGGAUCUGGAGGUGUCCGGCACCACCGACCUACUCCUCGGCGACAGGUGCAUUUCGACGCAUGGUCAUGAUGUGAGGUACGAGUCUCGUGGACACCACAUAAAAUACAUUGUUAAGAAUGGAAACAGUGAUGCAGGGAUGGAUUCUGUGCUCUCAGACAGCUUUCUAAGUUCGUUUGAGGAACUCGUGCGAGAUGAAGUGACAGAGGUGAUACGGAGGAGAAUCUUGGAGAAUUUAAAUAGUGUCUUAUGCAGCAUUCCCAUUGAAACAUUGUUAGGGGGAGAAUGGAAGGAACACUUGUACCGAAGGCGUGGCCUCAAACCCGUCCCUCAAUUAAACGAGAUUAUAGACACGGUGUUGGAAAAUUUGAAGACGGUCGUUCUGAGACAAGGGUUUGAUGUAUAUCAUUUGCCUGAUAUCAACACAACUUUCGUGGCAAAAGAGUCUAUUUUCAAGCUUCACGGAACGCUGCUGGCUGAAAAUGGAACCUUACGCAAUUUGACGAGUGUGCGCAGAACAAGUGAUUGCGUGCUCGCUGGAAAUGGUUCCUUCUUCUUUUUCUCAGGAGGGUUUGGAAUGGGUGAUUUCAACAUAACAUUCGACUACAUCAAUGCUCUUUUUGAAGGAAUAGAAUUCGUUGAUAAAAUAAGUGUAUCUUUUGAUGUCACUUCUGUUUUCUUUAAAGCUACUAUGAAAGUUAUAAAUUCCACAUGUUAUCCAGCUAUCGAUAACAUUCAUGUUGACAAGUUAGAUAAAAUGCAUGUUACAGUAGAAGGAAAUAAAGCGAUGUUAAUUAAGGAUGCACUACUAUUAGCAUUUGCAAGAUACAAGCAUAAUAUCAUGGUAUAUGUUGAUUCCCAACUAAAAAAACUUGGUGAUAAAUAUUUAAAAAGUUUUGAUUGUGGAAAUUAUUUUGGAGUUGUAAGUAAUUACCUCAUGCCACAUUCUAGGAGGACUUUCCUUGAUUAGUUUAAACCCAAAGUACUUGGAUUUACCUAAUACCUUUGACUAACGUAAAUUAUUUUGCAGCAAACUGGUAAUCAGUAUGUCGUGUAUUAACUUAAUAAUUUUGGCUUGAAGUUAUAUUUUUAUAUUAUAAAAUAAAGGGCAAGUUGCAAAACA